GGGGUAUUAGCAAUGUUAUGGGAUACCUGUGUUGCUUGGUGUAAACAGAAGGAUCGCCAUCUUGAACUCUCGAAUAAUGAGGAUAUUUUCGUGAAUAAUGUCUUCUGAUCUUCCACCGCCAUACGAAGAGAAACCCCCUGAAAGACCAUGCUUAGACCAAGACGACGGCUACUACGUUAAAAUAAACCAUGGCACUCUAUACAAUGUUGAUACACCGUUAUCCAAUCCCACCAAACAUGACCUCAUCCUGCAGGACCAACUAAAAGGGGUGUCCACCAAAGAUCUUAAUGGCUCUCAUAUCCAGUUUCAGUUUGUCCAGCCUGUCGCUUUAAGGUCGUUGGCAAAGUUUUUUCAGCUCCCCAAGAAUGUACCAAGUUGUGAUAGUGUGUCCAAUAACUUUGGUUAUAACCUCUGGUACUUUCAAAUCAAUUAUACUAUUUUACUGGUAUUGAUGGUGCUGUUGGCUAUGCAAAUAAUUAAUUGUCAGACAUUCAACCUUGAAAUUUACCUAACGGUGGUUUUUAUGGCAAUGGUCUGUGUUUUUAACCACGUUGGUUGCCAGGCAAGAGCCCUAGGGCGCAAGAUACAGAUAUCUGAACAGCUGAUUGCCAUUUUUCUGGUCAUGACUCUUUGUAAUGGUCUUCUCCCUGAGGCAUUUGAUUUUAUCUUUUUCUUUGGUGCUUAUUUAGCAUUUGUGUUCAUCCAUGCAUCAAUCAUUCAAGUUCGCAAAUCAUACCAAGUGAAGACUGUUGUUUAUGACAUCUAAAUCACCAAGGAUACCUCAACUAAAUUUUGUUUAGGAUAGAAUAAAUUUAUAUGUACAUAGGUUUGAAGAAUAUGAAUCAUGUAGAUUACCCUGAGAUAAAGUAUAAAUUAUAAAUGAUAAAUAUAACUUUAAAUAAACUAAUGAAAAUAAACUA
This is a messenger RNA of Actinia tenebrosa (Australian red waratah sea anemone), 920 nucleotides long. RefSeq lists its product as uncharacterized. NCBI's taxonomy places the organism in Eukaryota, Metazoa, Cnidaria, Anthozoa, Actiniaria, Actiniidae. The record is from RefSeq and is a predicted model, not a curated record.